This is a messenger RNA of [Torrubiella] hemipterigena, 6845 nucleotides long. NCBI's taxonomy places the organism in Eukaryota, Fungi, Ascomycota, Sordariomycetes, Hypocreales, Clavicipitaceae. The record is from the annotation of a GenBank genome assembly.
CCCGCAAAUGCCACCAAAACCUGAGGUGAGUUUAUGGUGAGGCGGCCCGAAUAUGAUGAUGGAAGAGAAAGCCGCUUAAAUAAUCGCCGUGUUUAACGCGUCUGGUUAAAUUCUUGCCAGUUUGCCAUCUGCGACAUGUGCCAGCCAGCUGGCCGCCAGAUGGUGAUAUGGUGCAGUUGAGCGACGGACAAGCUAGCAUUUUCAUUUCUCUUCCAUUCAUCAUCAACACGUUUACCAACGCAGACUACUAUUCAUGAUUCCAGCGUACAUGUACAAGGUACCGUUAGCUCUGGGUCGGGGCUUGAUCGACCCAUCGUCACUGGCGCCUUUCACCCUAAAACCCAGGCCAACUCGGCCAACAACGGCCUCUCGUCGCCGUUAAUCGCCAUAAUUAACCCCAAAUAUUCCGCCUACCCGAUCCCACGGCCACGUCCCAUCUGUAAAUAGUCGCCUGCAUCUUAUCUCACCUUCUAUAGCUUCCAUGCAGACGUGGGGUUCUGGCUCGGGUCAUCUGCGACCGAAUCAUGAACUCGCCUCGUCGGCACAGCCAAGGACGACCCCACCAAACCCGUAGUUGCACCGUCGGGUGUUCUGAUUUCAGCGUCGGGUCGAUCCGACAAAGGGAAGAAAACCACACCCAGUAGGUAUCCUACUUAUGCAAUCGUUCGCUCGUGAUAGCGUUCACAUCUUUUAAACCCCCUCAAACCCCCAUUCACUACCGGAGCCUACCAUCACACACACACAUCAACCCCCACCAUCAUGGCUUCCACGGUACGGGACUUCCCCACGAUCAAAGCAAUCCGAUCGUUCGUCAUUGGCGGCGUCGGUUCAGGCGGCGAUUACCACAACGUCAAAGGCGGCCACUGGCUCAUCGACUCCGACAUCUCCACACCAUGCUCAACCUGGGAACAGUACCGCAAGUCCAGAACCAGCUGGGGCAUCAAUGUUCUCGGCUCAUUCCUCGUCGAAAUUGAAGCCACUGAUGGAACCGUCGGCUUCGCCACAGGCUUCGGUGGCCCUCCCGCAUGCUGGCUCGUCCACCAGCACUUCGAGCGAUUCCUAAUCGGCGCCGAUCCCCGAAACACAAACCUCCUCUUUGAGCAAAUGUACCGCGCAUCCAUGUUCUACGGCCGCAAGGGCCUCCCUGUGGCCAUCAUCUCCGUCAUCGACCUUGCCCUCUGGGAUCUCCUCGGCAAGCUCCGAAACGAGCCAGUAUACCGCCUCAUCGGCGGCGCAACAAAAGAACGCAUCGACUUCUACUGCACCGGCCCUGAGCCCACUGCUGCGCGCGAGAUGGGCUUCUGGGGUGCUAAGGUCCCGCUGCCCUUCAGUCCGGCCGAGGGCCACGCUGGUCUUCGCAAGAACGUCGAGUUCCUGCGCAAGCACCGUGAAUCUGUAGGCCCCGACUUCCCCAUCAUGGUAGAUUGCUACAUGAGCCUCAAUGUCAGCUACACAAUUGAGCUCGUCAAGGCUUGCGCGGAGUUCAACAUCAACUGGUGGGAGGAGUGCCUAUCGCCCGAUGACACGGACGGCUUUGAGCAGAUCAAGCGCGCACAUCCUACUGUCAAGUUCACCACUGGCGAGCACGAGUACUCGAGGUACGGCUUCCGCAAGUUGAUUGAAGGCCGGAAUCUAGAUAUCGUUCAGCCGGAUGUGAUGUGGCUCGGUGGUAUGACGGAGCUGCUCAAGGUCAGCGCCAUGGCGGCCGCAUACGAUAUCCCCGUCGUCCCCCACGCCAGCGGACCCUACAGCUACCACUUUGUUAUUUCGCAGCCAAACACGCCUUUCCAAGAAUACCUUGCCAACUCGCCGGACGGGAAGAGCGUCUUGCCCGUCUUUGGCGACUUGUUCAUUGAUGAGCCUAUCCCAGUCAAGGGCUACUUGACGAGCAAGGACCUCGACAAGCCUGGCUUUGGAUUGACGAUUAACCCGGUUGCAAAAGCUAAGCUUAUUUCUUCAGAUUAUCUUUUGAGCCCGCCUCCUGCGGCGCCUCUCAAAACCGUUGAAGAGACCAAGGUUAAUGGACAAGUUAACGGAGUUUGAAUAUGAGUAAAACGAUCAUGAAGCAUACGACAUCACACAUAUUUAGGGUCUUGUAAAGUUGGAGCUGUCAAUAAUAAAUAGAAAUCAUAUUUCGCCAAUUUUUAUACAUAUUCAUAAUAUCCCCUCCACACGCUAUCGAAGCAAUCUUCAAUUUGUUGAUAUGUUUUGUCAUUCAUUACCCAUGAUUUCAUCCUGUCCGAAGAAAAAAGACGUAGAUGCACAAAAUAUUAUAAAUACAAAGGCACUGACGCGGUGCCAUUUUGUGCUGUAAAGAAAGAAAGAAGAAAAGAGAAAGAAAAGAAAAAGAAAAGAAAAAGAAAAGAAAGGGAUAUAGAAUGGAAUGCUAGACAGGUACUGUGUCUGCAUUUACUCUGGGCGCAGCGUCUCGUCGGCCUCGUCGUCGCCGCUGACUUGUGCCUCUUCAUCUUCGUCCAAGUCGCCUCGGGCAGCGCGGUGGGCCAGGUUUCGCUCCUUGUAGACGUUUUGCUUGUGUGUUUCGGCUUGGCCAAGACAGUCGACAUAGGUGCGGAACUUGACAAUCUCUCGUAGCAAGUACGAGCUCUUCUUCUCCCAGUUAGCCAUGGCCUUGGUGGCGUUUUGACCGCGGGGCGUAAAGGCUAGAAGCAUCGGGCUGCGAAGAACGUUGUGUGCUUGCAGAUCCUGCUCAAUAGACUUGACAUAGGUUGUCAGGGCUUGGAACUGGUCUGCCUCGGAGAGGUUACUUGCGCGGAGGCUCUGCGUCGGCGCUGUCCACGGCGAAAUGUUGACACGGUCACCGGGGAGCUUUCCGCGGCUAACAGAGUUGGUAAAGGCGCCAGCGACAUGGUCAAAGCUAGACGAGCGGAUACUGCCACUAGCAGCGCUCGACUUGCGGUGAUGGGCGGCGCUGCUUGAAGGUCGCGAGACCUUGGCGCCUGGGGGCGGUGCCUCGGCGCUCUCGUUGACUGCAUCCACCAAUGCAUUGUUCACAAUGGCCUCGCUCCAUCCGUAUUCAAUGUUGCUUAUACCACCAACCAGCGGAUGAGUGCUGAGACGCGCGCUCCAGUAGUUUGCUGUGUUGACAAACUCUUUGAUGAUCUCAGGUGUGCCGACCUGGAACAAGUGAACCGCACCAUUGGGCAGGCUCAGGGCCCAGACGUAAGGUCUUGUUCUGGAAUAACCAGGAGAAGGAAGGGCAGAGGCGAGGGUUAAGCGCAAGUUAAAGGUGCCGACAUUGACGGCGUUAUCUUGCCAAUUGCCUCCUCCAACUGCUACUGCUCCCGCCGUGCGAGGCCGGUUUUUGCUGCGGGCCUUAUUGGCAUUGAAUGAGAAGAGGCUCAUCUGUCCCUUUUGAACGACGGCAAACACUUCAGUCCAGCUGCGCUCCUUGGCACGCUUGCCAUGGCCAUCCAGAUGAUGUUUGUGGAUAAUCAUGCCCUCCUUCAUCCAUGGCGCUCCAGCAAGCUCAAGAGACUCGUCUUCUAGUAGAGACGCCGACGGGGGCUCGCUGCUCAUAAUCGACUGUGCAGUAUCGUCCAUGUUAGCAUCCUCAUCUCUGAACAUGGCCUGGCUGAGGGCAGUAGCAAAUCCAAUAGACUGCUGAUAGUACCCGCGGGGCAUGGCAGAAGCAAAGGAAUCCUGGGACAUGGAGCCCUGUGUGCGGCCCAGCGAGUAGCGGCUCCAGGUGGCAGACGACAUGGCAGGGCUCCAGAUGGAGUUAUCAUCAUCGAAGCUUGUCCUGCUCGAUGUCAUGCCAUUGCGGCUCAGCCCAGGUCUUGAGCGGCUCUUUGAAGUCCAUCGAGAGCCGGUGCUCUUGCCAUCAGAGAUACGGCCGCGGGACGAGAGGCCACCCUCAGAUGGAGCUCUGCUAAUGAUACUUGGGCUGCGGCGAAUCUUGCCAGUCAUGACGGAGAGGUUACUCUGCGACGGGCCAACACCAAGGUUCUCUGCACCACCGCCAAAAAGAGGAAGCCUAUCAUCGCGGAUCGAGGCAUAGAUAGUCUUCAGGACCGUCUCAAUUUGUUCCUCCCAUACCCUCACAGUCGAAGGGUAAGCAUUCUUGAUCAAAGGACCAAUUUCAGCCUCAUCUGUCCCUCCCUGGGUGCCGGUACGCGGUGGCGGGCGGAAUGAGUGUCUAAAGGACGCCUUUUCUUGUUCCGGAGCAGGGCUCGACGUCGAAUCAGCUCCUAGCAGACCAUUCUUCUCAGGUAGGACAGUUGGCCGUUGGAAGGCAUCGGGCGUGGACUCCGCAACUGCCUGUCGAAUGGUUCCGAGGGUAUUCUUGACAAACUGGCUUCGGGUCAUCUUUUGUUCGAUAUCGGCCAAAUGGAGAUCGGUAUUGAGAAGCAUAAUCGAGUAGCAUAUUGUGUGAAUGACAUCUAAAGCAAAUAGUUAGUAACCUAUGGCCCAUAGGCUGGGGAACAAAUACAUACCGUUCGACUUGAAGCCGUGCGUAGGGUUACAGUCACACCAUCUCUUGGAGAAUGCCACCAAGAUUCGGUCAACUUGCUGGGUCUCUGCCUUGAGAAUCAAGCGACCACAGAUGCUCCGUAGAGCAGUAAGGAUGCUCUGAUCCUUGAAAUCGUAAAGCUCCAUGUAGGCCUGCAACGUUCGUUUGCGGACAGGGCCUUCUUCACCCAUCCACGCAGCAGCCUUUUCCUUUGAAAUAAACUCUUCCAAUCCGUCGUAAAUGUUUUGUGCCUUCUGGCGUUCGUCUUCGGUUGGAUCGCCGACUACAAAAGCUGGCUCGUCUAGGCCCUUGGUCUGCAUGUAUUUCAGCGUGCCCAAAACCUUGCUAUCAGGUUCGUCAGUGGUGUCCACGCGCACGCUGGGAACUGCUUCAGUUGCUGCACGAGAGCCAGCAUCGGAAGAUGGCGAAGCUGGUGUCUUGGGAGCUCUACCACCAUCAUUAGAGCGCUUAGGAGAGGUAGCUGUCUUAUCAAGUGCUGCAUGAGACUUGCUUGAUGAUCCUGAUCUCUUGCGGCUUUGAGAAGCAUCUUUCGACGUAGCAUCUGGUACGAGGGUUUCUUCCAAGUCGCUACCACCGUCCAAGUUGAGAAACGAGUUGUCGGCAACUCCCAAAGCUGUCUGUUUCUGUGGCGCAUCAAAAAAGACUUCUCUAUCCGAUGAAUCGGCACCAGUAACAGCACGAAUCUUGGCCUUGGGGCUUGGUUCAUAAUCCGGUGAAAACUCUCUCUUGAACUCGCCUCGUCGAUCGUCAUCGUCGUCAUCGUCCUUGUCGAAUGGUGCACUUGUAAGGUUAGCGAGCGGCGCUGUAGCAGACUUGGGAAUGCCAAUAGCACGGCCACCCGAACCGCUAGCCUUGUGGAGAUAUGGGUUCAUGACUUGUCGCAGGCUGCUAGCAGGGCUGACAGGAGCGGAUAACUCUGCUCUGCUGGCUGGUCGCUUGUCAAGAAUCGGCACUGGCGGGAUGUCCUCUGGCAUCGGGGGGACAUCGUUUGCAUUGGACUUCUUCCUCCUUCGGAAGAAGGACGAUUUCUUAUGCAGGGCCGGGUGAUUCGAAUGUGAGGAUGUAGCAUCGCGAGACGGGGGCGCUGUUGACGAAUUGGAUGUCUGGUGUUGGAUCUGGUUGCUCGGCGGUCGAUCUGAGAUGGGGUGCUUGAGAACCGGUGGCUGAUCCGACACCAAGUUCAUUGUGGAAUUGCUCUUGGAGGAGCCAAAGACACGUCUAAAGAAGCCCUGCUUUUCCUUGGGCGCCUCAUCCUUUUUGUUGUAGCCGACAUUUGGCGCAGGGGCGGCGUCGAAGUCGUCAGCGCCAGGAAGAGGUGGCACAGCAGGCAUAUCGUCUGGUACGACUGGUCUGCUUCUGCCAGACGAACUUUUUACCGAGCGACUGGUGCUCGCUUUUCUAUGCAGCUUGGAAGGGGUGACAGGCCCGUCUGCGUUUGGCCGCGACGAAGUCUUACGACCUGCCGAGGGCGAGUCUCUGGCGCCUCGGCCAAUUGUUGGCACAGGGGCAGCAGCAGCAGCUUCGUCGUCAUCCGACGCAUCGAAGCCCUGACCAGAAGUCAUAUUGUUUCCGUAGGCCAGGCUAUGUGAGCGGGGCAAGCUGUCUGUACGGCUAGGCACUCUUGCGUCCUUGAGGUCGAAGCUGUCCUUUUCGGCCUUGCUUCCGUGGCGCGAGGUAUGUUUGGUCGAGGGCCGCCGGGGGCUAUGCCUUGGCGACGCGGAGGAAGAAGCAGCGGCAACGGAAGCCUGGCCGCGGGCGCUUGUGCUCCAAUGGCCACGGGAAGGAGGCGGCGUAGCCCUUUCGUCGUCUGCGGCGCCGAUGGUAUCGAGAUCGGAGUCGUAGGAGUACUGCUUCGAAUGCAGCGGGUGCUGGGAGACGGGCGAUUGGGUCGAGGCAGCGUCGUGCCACGACUCCUCGAGAAUAUGGGGGGAGUCGAGGUCGAGGUAAGUGAAGCCCGAGGCAGGCUUUGUGCGCGAAGGAUCAACGUCUAAUUGGCCCAGGGAAAGGAGCAUAUUAUCGACGAGGGAGUCCCGGGUGACGUCUCUGGGCAGCAGGGACAAAUCAUGCGAGUCCCGCUGGUGCUGCUCGUGUGGCGGCGUCGUUGAGCCGCGACCGCGUCUGUCCGCCAUUGUGGCGGGUGAUGAGAUUACUUCUUUUUUGGCCUGUUCCUUGCUUGCUUCCUUAUCGGCUUGGUGAUGUUGCAGGAAGAGGAAGGUGAAGAAGAGAACGAAAAAAGAAAGAAGCCGCGCAGGAAAAAUAAUACAACCCAAAAAAAAAAAAAAAAAAGAGAGCCGACCACACCAAAAAAAGAAACGAGCGAAGCGUGAUAGCGCUUCUGCGUCGCAGGACUAGC